This is a messenger RNA of Carlito syrichta (Philippine tarsier), 525 nucleotides long. RefSeq names its product chromosome unknown C5orf52 homolog (gene CUNH5orf52). The transcript is spliced from 3 exons. NCBI's taxonomy places the organism in Eukaryota, Metazoa, Chordata, Mammalia, Primates, Tarsiidae. The coding region runs from base 1 to 525 and encodes 174 amino acids. The record is from RefSeq and is a predicted model, not a curated record.
AUGAAACAACAGGCUAGGCCUUCGGUCAGAUGGAACCUGGGCUCUUCCACAAUUUAUGCGACCGCCGCCCUGGCGACCGCCAAUUCUGCCGCCGCCAAGGGGUCUAAGUCUAACUUCCCGCGCGAUAGCCCCGGCGGCCGCCAAGAAAUCGGCGCCAGGGUCCGGCCGCAGAUCUGCUUCCUGCGGCCGCGGACCUCGCAGCCUCUGGUGAUCUUCAGCGUAAUGAAUUCCAGUGAAGCAACAGUGAAAAAUUUGUUACCCAAGAGCCAUUUAUCGCGGGUGAUUAUACGUGACAACCUCAGUGCACAACGAAUCUAUGAGAUGGAGGUAAAAGCAUCAGACAAGACCAAGAGAAAGAUGAGCCACUUGUAUGAUCACCUGAAAAAAAAGUUCAUGACAGACCAGCUCAGAAAGCUGGGGCGCUGGAGACGGGAAUCCAUGAAUAUCCGGCAGUACUUGGAUAGCAUCCGUGUGCACCAGGUUCAGCAGAAACCCCAAUCUCCUACAAAACACCAGCCACCCUAG